AUGAGCGAUUUACAAAGGUCCUUUGUUAAGCCCAAGCUACCAAGAUUUGCUCCGCCAGAAUUCAAUGAGGCCGACGAAGAAGAAGAAGAGAUUGAUAUGCCUGGUGAACUACCCGAUCUGCCAAUAGAUGACGAUUCUUCCUCGGCGUCUUCAGCUUCAUCUACUGGCACCAUCAUACCAUCCUCAAAUCAGAACUUAUUUGCUCGGCCGCAAGGUGUUCCCAAUAAACGAACGAUGGACCAGAUACCGUGGACGACUUAUUUUGAACGAGAACUGUUUCUCGAACGCAAGUUGGAAGCAGAGACCAUAAAGCAUCAUGCAUAUCUUACAUCUCCUGUUGGGUCAGCACCUUUAUUUAUUACACAUCAUGGAGCAGGAUCAUCCGGCCUCUCAUUUGCUGUUUUGACGUCGGAGAUUCGAAAGAAGCUACCUUCUGCCGGUGUACUUUCUCUUGAUGCUCGAGGUCAUGGUUCUACGGAUAUCUCUCCAGAGGCAGAACGUCUCGAUCUUAGUCUAGAAACCUUGAGUUCAGAUCUGUUAUAUGUCAUUGAAGCCACAAAAGACAAAAUGAGAUGGAAGCAACUUCCGCCUCUUGUACUUGUUGGUCACUCUCUUGGCGGUGCAGUUGUUACAGAUGUUGCCAAAGGCGGAAAACUAGGCAACUCGGUUCUUGGAUACGCAGUUCUUGAUGUAGUUGAGGGCUCUGCUAUGGAUGCUCUACAAAGUAUGCAAACUUACUUAUCGACUCGUCCACUAGGCUUUCAUUCACUGCAAUCUGGCAUUGAGUGGCACAUGAGGUCGAGAACAAUACGCAAUUCGUUAUCAGCGCGGACGAGUGUACCUGGGCUACUGAAGCACAACGAAGAAGCCAGUGGAUCACGAUCGUGGACAUGGCGCACAAAUUUGGGAGCCACUCAACCAUUUUGGGAAGGUUGGUUUGUUGGACUUAGCAAAAAGUUUCUUGAGGCCAGAGGUGGAAAGCUAUUACUGCUUGCAGGGACAGAUAGACUUGAUAAGGAGUUAACAAUUGGACAAAUGCAAGGGAAGUAUGCGCUACAAGUCUUCCCCGAGGCCGGCCAUUUUGUUCACGAAGACCUUCCUGAGAAGACAGCCAUGGUGUUAGUAGAUUUCUAUUCAAGAAACGACCGAAGUGCAUUGAUAUUACCACCAAAAGUGUCAGAUCUUAUUAAGGCUGGUAAAAGAGUGUAA
Botrytis fragariae is the source of this 1209-nucleotide messenger RNA. Its product is annotated as putative protein phosphatase methylesterase 1 protein. Lineage: Eukaryota; Fungi; Ascomycota; Leotiomycetes; Helotiales; Sclerotiniaceae. Gene Ontology annotation, molecular function: protein methylesterase activity. Gene Ontology annotation, biological process: protein demethylation. The coding region runs from base 1 to 1209 and encodes 402 amino acids. The transcript is spliced from 3 exons. The record is from RefSeq and is a predicted model, not a curated record.